UUUACGCGCGGCAGCCAGUCGUCGGCGCGCAGCCCGAAGCGUCGGAGCAACGCUGCUACAGCCCACCUUAACGAGCUGAGAUUCAGAAGCAGAGAUAGAGGUGGCAAAGGGAGGUAUAACGGGAGGGGGGGAGAGAAAAGAAAGAGGGAUGAAAGGGGGGAGGAGAGAGAAUCAUUCCGGCUGGACUACCCUGCCGCUUUGGUAGAGAGAGUGGGGGAGGAAUAGGAGGAGGCGGUGAUGGCACAACCCCUCAGCAUCCAAAAACACACGGGGAUGGUGCGCCACCGAGACCGGAGCCCCGCAUCCGUCAGCGGUACCAGCAGCAUCACUGUCAGCGCUCCUCCACCUCGCUUUCUGCGGCACGGAAACAUCUCACUUCAGGUUGGAGAGACUGACUAAGCCCUGAGGAUGCAAGUUGUUUUCAAUCAGUUCUGUUGUUACCAGCUGUGCCCUCACAUUCCCUAGGGUGGCACAACAUAGAUAUCAAUCAGCCCUCACUCUGUCUCUACAUGUGACUCCUCCGUGAGGACCUGAAGAGAGAAAGCCCUCACUGUGUUUCUUCAAUCAAGACCCAUCUUCCAACAUCCAGCUCUGCUUCCUUACUCACCUGCCAUGGUGACAUGACAUACCCCAGAGUGGCUCACACAGACUCUCUCUUGGGUUGUCCUAAAUCUCUAGACACCUGCAAAACUGAAAAAGACAUCUAUUAGUCUGACAGACAGUACUUCCACAGUUCGAGAUGACAGUGGCUGUGAGAUUUCGGCGCCACUUACGUAGACUCCUGCUCCUUCUGGCUUCCUGCUGCCUAAUUUCCCUGCUCCUCUCUGCCUAUUUUCUCUUCUCCAACUCUUCCCCCUCAAUGCAUCUUGGACAAUCUGCUGAGCCUGCCUGCUCACAGCCGCUUUCCAUGUCCCCGUACCGUCAGCUUCCCUACCCGUACCCUCCUAAUCCUCCGCACACGCAUGUCCACACAGAUCCAGUGGUGCUUGUGCUGGUAGAGUCACAGUACUCUCAGUUGGGCCAGGACAUUGUGGCAAUGCUAGAGUCAGCCCAUUUCCAGUUCCGGAUGGAGAUUGCCUCAGGGAAGGGUGACCUUCCGCCACUGACAGAAAAAGGCCGUGGACGGUAUUCACUCAUCAUUUAUGAGAAUCUAUUAAAAUAUGCACAUGCAGAUACGUGGAACAGACAGCUGUUGCAUCAAUAUUGUACUGAGUACAGAGUCGGCAUUAUCGGCUUCUACAGAUCUACAGAGAAUUCUCCCUCAGUCCUCAAACUGCGAGGCCUGCCUCUCGUACUAAGGACCAACCAGGCACUUUGGGACUGCUGCGUGGUGUCCAGCUCACCACUCCUUCACUUGACCAAGCCAGGCACAGAUCGAGGAGCCUUACCUGGGGAGGAUUGGACCUCGUUCUCAUCUAAUCACUCAACAUUUCAGGCUGUGCUGUUAGCACGAACUAAAGAGGGAGCAGGAGCCGGGAGCGGAGACAAUGCAGGACCUGGUUUCAGCCUUGGCCUCCAAGCCACAGUGGUGCAAGACAUGGGACUCUAUGAUGGAGUGAGACGAGUGCUCUUUGGGCAGGGACUAGGCUACUGGCUCCACAGACUCAUCCUGGUGGAUGCCAUCUCCUACCUCACAGACAGAAAGCUCACCUUGGGCCUGGACCGGCAUGUUCUGGUGGAUAUAGAUGAUAUUUUUGUCGGCAAAGAGGGCACGCGAAUGAACGCCAAGGAUGUGAAGGCUUUGUUGGAGACCCAGAAACAGCUUCGGUCCUUUAUUUCCAAUUUUACGUUCAAUCUGGGCUUUUCUGGAAAGUUCUAUCACACAGGCACGUUGGAGGAGGAUGAGGGAGAUGAUCUACUACUAAAGUAUGUAGAUCAGUUUUGGUGGUUCCCUCACAUGUGGAGCCACAUGCAGCCUCAUCUCUUCCACAAUGAAUCCUCACUGUUGGAGCAGAUGGUCCUCAACAAGGAGUUUGCACUGGAGCACAACAUCCCGGUUGACAUGGGGUACGCUGUGGCUCCUCAUCAUUCCGGCGUUUACCCGGUGCACCUGCAGCUUUACGAGGCGUGGAGGCGUGUGUGGAACAUUCGGGUCACGAGCACAGAGGAAUACCCUCACCUCAAACCUGCCCGCUACCGCAAGGGCUUCAUCCACAAAAACAUAAUGGUGCUGCCUCGUCAGACUUGUGGCUUGUUUACUCACACUAUCUACUAUAAGGAGUAUCCUGGUGGACCUAAGGAAUUGGACAAAAGCAUCCAUGGGGGAGAGCUGUUUCUUACUGUGCUACUCAACCCUAUCAGCAUAUUCAUGACCCACCUCUCUAAUUAUGGCAAUGAUCGACUGGGUCUCUACACGUUCGUCCACCUGGCCACCUUCCUUCGCUCUUGGACUAACCUGAAGCUCCACACCCUCCCACCUCUCCAGCUUGCACACAAGUACUUUCAGCUUUUUCCUGAACAAAGGAACCCGCUCUGGCAGAAUCCAUGUGAUGACAAACGACACAAAGACAUCUGGUCUAAAGAGAAAACAUGCGACAGGUUGCCUAAAUUCAUGGUGGUGGGCCCACAGAAAACAGGAACGACAGCACUUUAUCUCUUCCUCCUCAUGCAUCCCUCCAUCUCCAGUAACUUUCCCAGUCCGAAGACAUACGAGGAGGUCCAGUUCUUUAACACCAACAACUACCACAAAGGAAUUGACUGGUACAUGGAGUUUUUCCCAGUGCCCUCCAAUGUUAGCACGGAUUUCAUGUUUGAGAAGAGCGCCAACUACUUUCCCUCAGAGGAGACCCCACGGCGAGCUUCUGCCCUGCUGCCCAAGGCCAAGAUCCUCACGCUGCUCAUCAACCCGUCUGACAGGGCCUACAGCUGGUAUCAGCAUCAAAGAGCUCAUGAGGAUCGAGCAGCCCUGCAGUUCACCUUUUAUGAGGUCAUCAGUGCGAGAAAGGGAGCGCCUGCAGAGCUGCGAUCCCUGCAGAGUCGCUGUCUCAUCCCCGGCUUGUAUGCUACACACCUAGAGAGGUGGCUGAUGUACUAUCCCGCUAACCAGGUGAUGAUCAUUGAUGGCCAUCAGCUUAGAAGCGACCCUGCAGCAGUGAUGGAUGAAGUGCAGAAGUUCCUGGGCGUCACUCCUCACUUUAACUACUCCCAGACUCUUACCUUUGACCCUCAAAAGGGCUUCUGGUGCCAACUACUAGAGGGAGGAAAGACAAAAUGUUUGGGAAAAAGUAAGGGAAGGAAGUACCCCCCCAUGGAACCAGAGGCACGUGCAUAUCUCUCCAGGUAUUACAGGGAGCACAAUGUGGAGUUGUCAAAGCUGCUGCAUCGGCUCGGACAGCCGCUUCCAUCAUGGUUGAGAGAAGAACUGCAGAAGAUAACAUUUCAGUCCAUGAGCCAGCGGUAAAGGUCAAGAUAUGAGCAGUAGAGAAGCGACCAGGAGCUCCUGCCCUUCUUAUGAGUGCUGUCUGAGGCCUUUUGGUGCACGCUGAGGUGAAGCCAAGGACUUGUUUCACCAGGGAGCUGCGGUGCUGCUGGAUGGAGCAGGAGGACUGAUGGGAUGAAGAAUCAUCACAUGGAUGGAUGGAUGGAUGGAUGGAUGGAUGGAUGGAUGGAUGGAUGGAUGGAUGGAUGGAUGGAUGGAUGGAUGGAUGGAUGGAUGGAUGGAUGGAUGGAUGGAUGCAGCUCUAUAGAAACUGGGACUAAAACUAAACGCCAGUUUAUAAUGACAGAUAGAGCUUCAGGACACUUUGAGGAUUAGGCCUGUUCUGAAUGGACUCUCAUGCAAACCUGCAGUUACUUUAACUCUUUCUUUUUUAUUUGAUUUAUUCUUAAGUUAUGUUACCAGAGCAGCGCUGGUCAGCUGUGUGGGAUUCAGAGAUUUCUUUGUACUGAGUUCUAUUCUAUGUUUCCCCUAAGACAAAACAAUAGAAACCUUUUAAUGUUUACUUUCACCUAUUCUUUGUUUUAUUUACAUUUUAAUUGUAUGUUGAAAGAAUAAAAAAAGCCAAGAGGAGUUGGACUCAGGGUGAGUGACAGGCUGUUACUUCUUCCUUUGUAUUGUAAAUCUUCUUUUUAGCAAAACAGGUUUGAAGCAGAUCUGGUGGCAUUGUUUACCCUGCAGUUUGUCACAUGACACUUUUACGUCAAAAGGUUUGGACUGGAAAUAAGUAACUGUAACCAACAGCAUAAUUCACUGCUGUUUCCGUGUAUUAGAGUUUGAUUUCAGUUCUAAGAACUGCAAAGAUAUGACCAAAACUAGUCUGAAUUAUGAGAUAAAAACUUUAAAUUUAGGAUUUUUUUUAUGUUAAUGCAGUAACUCUAAUCGGGAUAUGUUUUACCAGUGUCUCAUUUAGGUCAAAACCCUUUUUCCCUUUUAAAAUGAGUGACCUACAGUAUGUUUAGCCUCAAUUUGAAUGCAAACAAACCUAAAUGUCAAAUACAAAACCAAACUUGAAAUAAAAUGAUGGAUAUGACUGUCA
Cyprinodon tularosa is the source of this 4475-nucleotide messenger RNA. RefSeq names its product N-deacetylase/N-sulfotransferase (heparan glucosaminyl) 3 (gene ndst3). Bases 740 to 3400 code for a protein of 886 amino acids. Gene Ontology annotation, molecular function: heparan sulfate N-sulfotransferase activity; deacetylase activity. The record is from RefSeq and is a predicted model, not a curated record. The transcript is spliced from 16 exons. Lineage: Eukaryota; Metazoa; Chordata; Actinopteri; Cyprinodontiformes; Cyprinodontidae. Gene Ontology annotation, cellular component: Golgi apparatus.